This is a messenger RNA of Lactuca saligna, 709 nucleotides long. The record is from the annotation of a GenBank genome assembly. NCBI's taxonomy places the organism in Eukaryota, Viridiplantae, Streptophyta, Magnoliopsida, Asterales, Asteraceae.
AUGCGUCGACCUUCGUACAUAAGCUUAUACAUACAUUUAUGUGUAUACAGUAUCGUUUUUUACUUUUCAGUCCUAUUUCUAUCUACUAACCCUCCCACCAUUUACCUUGACAAUUUUGCCGUUGUUUCGCUGAGAAAUACAUCCAAUUUGUUGACAAACAACGCCGCAAUAUAUCUGGACCUGAGAAUCCAGAAUGAGAAAAGGUUGGCAGGCAUUUACUACUCGGAUCCUCUAAAUCUCACCAUCACAUAUUUGCAAUCAACCAUAUCAACAGGCAGCAAUGUUAUUAUCGAACGAUGUGUCAUUCAAGGCUUUUAUUUAAAGUAUGGAGAGGUUAAACAUAUCCAAGCAUCUGUGGUGAUUGAAGACCUCUUUUCAAUGACUGAACAACGAAGGAAACUGGAUGAGACGCAUGUUUUUCGUUAUGGUCCAGUGAAAGUGAUGGAUUUUAUAGUAGAGUUGGAGGCGAAUAUGAAUUCCAUGGUACAUGCGCCCGAAAAGUACCAUCUGAUGAGCCGAGCUGCUGUGGAGGUUAAUGACAACACUGGGACGUCUGUUCUAAAGAACAUUCAAAUGAAGUAUGAAGCUGGAUCGAAUAACUGGGGAUUUGGGAAGUCGAUACAAGCAUUAAAAAAAUGUUGUGUCAUCCCCGGUGCUAUUUAAAAUUCGACACGGAGUUCAAACUUUGUUAACUUGGGUUUGUUGUGUU